Molecule: messenger RNA, 1043 nt
Organism: Corylus avellana
Lineage: Eukaryota; Viridiplantae; Streptophyta; Magnoliopsida; Fagales; Betulaceae
Product: ferritin-like catalase Nec2
Source: RefSeq, a predicted model, not a curated record
ACGUACAAAGCUAGCAAGAAGCAAUGGCCAAAGCUUUCUCCGCCAUCGUUCUCUUUCUUGUUACAUUGGAAGUUAGCCAAGUGAUUGGUGCUGUCAAUUACUGUAGGCCAAUUGUAGCAAAUGAUACUGACCAGAUUCAAUUUGCUCUUAACCUUGAAUUCCUUGAAGCUGAGUUUUUCUUGCGUGGUGCACUUGGUAAAGGGCUCGACAGCUUCGCUCCAACUUUUGCUCGUGGUGGUCCACCUCCCGUCGGUGCUAGGAAGGCCAAUCUUGACCCUCUAGUUGGCCGGAUCAUUGAGGAAUUCGGAUAUCAAGAAGUUGGUCACAUCAGGGCUAUAAUUACAAGAAUUGGAGGAUUUUCAAGGCCGUUGUUGGAUCUUAGCCCUCAAAAUUUUGCAAAACUAUUUGAUGAAGCAUUUGGUUUCACAUUGAGCCCUCCAUUCGACCCUUACUUGAACUCAGUCCACUAUCUCUUAGCAUCUUAUUUGAUUCCCUAUGUGGGACUGGUGGGUUAUGUUGGCACCAUUCCAAACCUUUCUACCAAGAAUUCUCUCAGUUUUGUGGCAUCGCUUUUGGGUGUGGAGUCAGGACAGGAUGCAGUUAUACGAACACUCCUAUAUGAGAGAGGCAACCAGAAGGUGCUGCCAUACAACAUAACAGUAGCAGAGUUUACAAACAAAAUCUCUGGGCUCAGAAACAAGUUGGCCAUGUGUGGCAACAAAGAUGAAGGCAUAGAAGUACCUCUCGCUCUUGGGGCUGAAAACCGUACAAAUAGCAACAUUCUCUCUGCUGAUCCUAAUUCUCUUUCAUAUGCUCGAACGCCACCAGAGAUCUUGAAGAUAGUAUAUGGAACUGGCAGCGAAUACAAACCCGGUGGCUUUUAUCCUAAUGGUGGAGGUGGAAACAUCGCAAAGAGCUUUCUUCGCAAAGCUUAGAAAAUAAUAAUUAAUAAUUUUAUAAUUAUUGUGCACGAAUAAAUAGAUGCAUGUUAAAAUAAAAAAUAAAUUAUUAUAAAGGACUUUUAAUAACGUGUUAUUGGGGUU